AUGUCAGAGCGCAGGCAGAGUCCGUCGCAUGAAUUGUUUUCGCAAUUUCGGUGAAAAAGUAUGGCGACGUGGAAGAGUGAGAGGUUUCAGGUGGACGAGAAUACGGACGGUAUCGACAGUAAUUUCGACAGCAUCCUCGUGACGCACGAUUUGCAGGACUGCCUGGACGAGACUUUGGAUCUGUCGAGCUUCGAGAAGGUCUACGAGCAGAGCACGGUGUUCAAUUACGAGAGGUACUCCGACGAAGAUGCCGCUAUCAACGAGAGGCUACCCGAUGACAACACGACCGGAUAUGCCCAUCACGCUAUCAGCCCACAUGAAGUAUACAUGCGAAUCCAUCCAGAACAAGAUGAUAUAUUACCUGAAGACUGUGCAAAUCCUCACGCAACUAUCACAAUUGAAAGUAUGGAUCUGGAUGGCAAUCAGAAACAUAUCAAUCGCUAUAAUUGCCAAUACGAAGGCUGCGGCAGAACGUACAGUACUAUCGGGAAUUUGCGUACUCACAUGAAAACACAUAAAGGCGAGUAUCGAUUUAAAUGCGCAGAGCCGAGUUGCGGCAAGGCCUUUCUCACGUCCUACAGCCUAAAGAUCCACGUUAGGGUACACACGAAAGUAAAACCGUUCGAGUGCAAUCACAAAGGCUGCAAGAAAGCAUUCAAUACCCUUUACAGACUGAGAGCUCACCAAAGACUCCACAGCGGCAACACAUUCAACUGCGAAGAGACUGGAUGCGUUAAAUUCUUCACUACUCUAAGCGAUCUCAAGAAACAUAUACGUACUCAUACUCAAGAAAGACCGUACAAGUGCAGGGAGAAGGGUUGCGGCAAGGCUUUCACGGCUUCGCAUCAUUUGAAAACUCACAAGAGGACGCACACGGGUGAACGGCCAUACGUUUGUACUUUCGAUAAUUGCAAACGAUGUUUCACUACUCCGCACAGCCUGAAAAGCCAUAUCAAAACGCACAAUAAAUCUAUGAAUAACGAAACUAAACACAAAGACAGCGGAAGUGACGAUACGACGACUGAGGAGCGGAACAAACCGACUCAAUUGGAAUUGAAGCUCGUGAAGGUAAAUGCGAGCGACACCGCCAUACCGUCGUACGCCGUCGUGCCGAUAUCCUCGGAUCUCGUGCAAAACAACAGGAACAUGCCGUACGCAUCCGCGGACAAUGCGGUAGCUCCCACCGACGUAACGCUCGAGAUCAUGAACCAUCGCAAGUUGGACGUGAAACUCGAGUACAUUUCUACCAAAGACAUGGAAGAUUCGAGGAGAACCACCGAGGACGUCGCGCUUCUCGCAACGGACAUCGUUUUAGCCGACUUCGGCGAACACGCAGUCGACGCUUUCAACAAUAACGAGAAUUAUAACGAAUUUAAGGUAUUCAAUCAGUUGACUGAGCCAAACGCGCGACACGACAAUCUGGCGGAUCUAGCCGGUCAUCGGAAUCAUCGGCACGAGUCCGCCUCGUUACCGGAGACGCGCGGUGACAGUAUAGGCAGGCAAGAUCGGCCUGUAACGAUCAGUUUAGAGCAGAAGAUCAUGCAGGACGGCCUGCGGAACGCGAUAGCGCACAUCUCCGAGGAAACGGACUUCGCGAGCGGUAUAAAACAGUAUAAGAACAAGCCAAUCGCCGCUCCCGACGACGUGUUCGAUGUAGACCAUGCGAAUGCGGGCAGCAUGGCCGACGGUAGCGGCACGUUGUAUAGUGCCAAUUGUAUUACUAGUCAUAUGCCCGAUAUCAUAAGUUCCUCGAGCGAAGGCAACCUCUUCGACAGCGGGAUAGAGGCUCUCUCCUUCAUGAACGACGCGACGUUGCCGAACGAGUCGCUCGGUGCGGUCUCGCACGACUUGUGCGCGAACACCCGCUCGGAAGCCGUGGAGCUGGCGAUCGCGACCGAGGAGGAGUUACCGUCGCCUUGGAUCGACGUGAUGGCGCUCGCGACCGCACCCGCCCUUAGGACUCAGUCUUGGCCCGAACUAAACGCCUUCCCGACCGCGGUCCACUCGCUGGUCGAUCUGGUGGGCCCGGAGCCGUAUCCGCUGGAGAUCGAGGCUCAGUUACCAUCUACGGAGAAUUUGAAGAACAUCGACGCGGUGAAUACGGAGUACAUCAUGUCGGCGAGCACCGAAGUGGUGCAGUGCCAGGAGGCCGGCGAGGAUCACGACGAGCGGAGGUCGGUCGUCGCGAGCAAGAAGGAUGGCAGGAACGUUCUGCAGGAGAUCACGGCGGACGCCGAUAUAUGUAAAUGCGUCGACUGCAAGUGCGACAACCUGCAGAACUGUCAGAACUGCACGAACGGACCCGCCGCGGAAGUCGCGAAGAAGGACACGACGCUGAAGAUCGUGGACGACUUCGUGUCCUCCCUGCAAAACGGGUGUUCCUGCAACGCCGAGUCCGGCGGCUGUGACUCCUGCUGUGUCGUAAUCUGCCUGAAGACGCUGCAGCAACUGCAGAAAGUAUUUAGUAGUCGCAAUUGUUGCAAGAGCACUAGCAGCGCUACGUGCUGUAGGGAAAAGUUGCUGCCAUCCUUGAUGAAGUGCAAACUAGCCAGGAAUCAGUGAAAACCGCGCGAAUCAAUUUUCUUCGCUAACUAGUCACGCAGGGAAAUAACGCUGUGCGCACGUUACAUUAACGCUCGUAAAGAUUUGUGAUUUGUUAGAGACUACACACCGAUAGCUUUAAAUUCGCCUUGUGGGCAAUCUGUGCCUUCCAAAUGUUGCAUCUAGGACAAGGAAUAUAUAUAUAUAUAUAUAUGAGAAUAUAUGACUGUACAUACAUAUGCUAUAUAUUCCUAUGGAAUUCUAGAAUGGGUUCUAUACAAGUAUGAUAUACAUUUUGUGCCAAACGUUUGUAGAUUUUUUUACAAAGAGCAAUUUAUAUAUAUACAAAAUUUAUAAGCGCAAAAUUUACUGUUGCAUAA
Molecule: messenger RNA, 2921 nt
Organism: Dinoponera quadriceps
Lineage: Eukaryota; Metazoa; Arthropoda; Insecta; Hymenoptera; Formicidae
Gene: MTF-1
Exons: 5
Coding region: 61-2562 (833 amino acids)
Biological process (GO): regulation of transcription by RNA polymerase II
Cellular component (GO): nucleus
Source: RefSeq, a predicted model, not a curated record